GAAAAACCUCUUUUAUCAAAACCACUUUUCACGGACUCAAUGCUCUAUCAGGGGUAGGAAUUUUGUCAACUCCAUAUGCUCUAUCUUCAGGAGGGUGGUUAAGCAUGAUUCUUCUUCUUCUUAUUGCAUGUGCAACCUUUUACACAUCAAUAUUAAUAAAGAGAUGUAUGGAUUUUGAUCCAACUAUAACAAGUUAUCCUGACAUUGGAGAUCGUGCAUUCGGAACAUCAGGAAGAAUAUUAGUGUCGAUAUUUAUGACUCUAGAGCUUUACUUGGUAGCAACCGGUUUUCUAAUUCUUGCAGGGGACAACUUGCACAAUUUGUUGCCAGAUGUGAACUUUGAAUUUUGGGGACUCGGAAUUGGUGGGAAACAAAGCUUUGUCUUGAUUGUUGCUCUCCUCAUAUUGCCAACCGUAUUGUUAAAGAACAUGAGUAUCCUUGCAUAUGUAUCAGCCUCUGCAGUUUUAGCGUCUCUCGUGAUUAUUGGUUCAAUUUUCUGGGCAGCAACAUAUGAUGGUAUUGGCUUUCAUAAAAGUGGAGUAGUUGUGAAUUGGGGAGGAAUCCCUACAUCUUUCAGCUUAUAUGCCUUCUGUUACUGUGCCCAUCCUGUUUUCCCAACUUUGUACACUUCAAUGAAUAAGCAGAAGCAAUUCUCCAAGGUAAUGCUCCUAUGCUUUUUGUUCGCUACCAUAACGUAUGCAUCAAUUGCAGCAAUGGGGUACUCCAUGUUUGGCUCAGAGGUUGAAUCACAAAUUACGUUGAAUCUUCCAACUGGUAAUUUUGGCUCAAAAUUGGCUAUAUACACUACCUUGAUCAAUCCAAUAGCCAAGUAUUCAUUAAUGAUGACACCAGUGAUCAACAGACUCGAGGAACGUUUUCAAUCUAACAGUAAUAAGGAAUCAUCAUUUAUCCCCGCCAUCAGGAUCACCCUGGUAAUAAGCAGUGUGAUUGUUGCCUUGACUAUACCCUUCUUUGGUUAUCUCAUGUCACUAGUUGGAGCAUUUCUUAGUGUCACAGCUUCAGUUUUGCUACCAUGUUUGUGCUACUUGAAGAUUUCAGGCACUUACAGGAAGCUGGGAUUUGAGUUGGUCAUAAUAGGGUUGAUAGUACUAAUGGGAAUACUAAUCCUAGUUACUGGUACAUACACAUCUUUGAUAGAGAUAAUACGACAUCUUUAA
This is a messenger RNA of Solanum verrucosum, 1178 nucleotides long. Its product is annotated as amino acid transporter AVT1I-like. The record is from RefSeq and is a predicted model, not a curated record. Gene Ontology annotation, cellular component: plasma membrane. The transcript has 3 exons. Bases 105 to 1178 code for a protein of 357 amino acids. Lineage: Eukaryota; Viridiplantae; Streptophyta; Magnoliopsida; Solanales; Solanaceae.